CUUGUCGCCAAGGUUAGAGGCUCAAAAUGUCAAGUUAUAUUCACCAUUUUUUUCUUGUAAAAACUACGCAAUGACCACCCAAAUUUUUUUUACGAUGGACAGGAAAAUGUUUAUGAACAGAGAAUAAAAGCUUUUGACCCAAUGGAGGACGUUCUAACACAGAUAGCGGAUCCCAACAUCGUUCUUGAACCUAUCACUACACAAAAAUUGUAUCUUUCGACAACAAGGCCCUCAGUUAGCAAACCUUUUGUGGAGAAAGAAACAGCAAAGCCUAUAGCAAGCAAAUUAAAAACUUCAGCAACUCAAUACACCGAUUACAGUGACAGUACAAGAGAGAUUUUGAUUGAUCGAAUACUUGAAAGCCCCGAAGAAAGAGGGAGAGCAACCCGACUUGCUAAGCAACUUGGUAUAAACCCUCGAACAGCUCAACGAUGGUGGGUUCAGUACCAGAAGAGUGGAGAGGUUCCCUACAAGCAAUCCAGGUUCAAUAGCGGACCAGAAUGCUUAUUUACAAGUACACACCAGGACUUCGUUCAGAGCAUAGUUGAUAAGGACCCUCAGUUGUUUACUAAAGAUAUUAUUGAUCGCUUAUCUGAAGAAUUCAAGGGUUUUACUAUAUCAAAAACUAAACUUAAUCAUCACUUAAGAAAUACUAUGCUUAUUUCUGUUAAGAGUUACAGUCUUUUGUUCAAUUCUUGUAUAUGUUUCCUAAAUUUUGUUCCUCAUCCUGAGUAUACAUACUCUUGUGUUGGCUAUUCAUGGCGUGUAUUGAUCUUUGCGUGUAAAUUGAUAAAGUAAUUUUUUUAGCGGCAAUACACCUCACUUGAAAGUUACCCGUAAGGGACUUGCACCACCAUGAGAUCCAUUAUUAUUAUUAUACCACUCAAAUCUGUAAUUAGGUCUCCCCACUUAAGUAAUUUCUUUUCUGAAUAAAUCUCUAAAGGACUUUACUCGACUUCUUUUCUUUUUAUUAUUUUUU
Messenger RNA from Rhizopus microsporus ATCC 52813, 979 nucleotides. RefSeq lists its product as uncharacterized. Bases 142 to 798 code for a protein of 218 amino acids. The record is from RefSeq and is a predicted model, not a curated record. The transcript has a single exon. Lineage: Eukaryota; Fungi; Mucoromycota; Mucoromycetes; Mucorales; Rhizopodaceae.